AGAAUGCCUUUUAACAAUGCCACCCAGUUCCACCCCCUUUUCUUCCUCCUGCUGGGAAUACCAGGACUGGAAAACGUGCACAUCUGGAUUGCUUUCCCCUUCUGCAUUGUGUACCUGAUUGCCCUGGUGGGGAACAUCAUCAUUCUCUUUGUGAUCAAAACAGAACACAGUCUCCACCAGCCUAUGUUUUACUUCCUGGCCAUGUUGUCCAUGAUUGACUUGGGUCUGUCUACCUCCACCAUCCCCAAAAUGCUGAGCAUCUUCUGGUUCAACCUCAGACAGAUCAGCUUUGGGGGGUGUCUUGCCCAGAUGUUCUUCAUACACAUGUUCACAGGCAUGGAGACUGUGCUGCUGGUGGCCAUGGCCUAUGACCGAUUUGUGGCCAUCUGCAAACCUCUCCAGUAUACCAUGAUCCUCACUAAUAAAACCAUCAGCCUCCUGGCCUCGGUUGUUGUUGGGAGAAAUUUAGUUCUUGUGACUCCUUUUGUGUUUCUCAUUCUGAGGCUUCCCUUCUGUGGGCACCACAUCAUCCCUCACACCUACUGUGAACACAUGGGCAUUGCCCGCUUGGCCUGUGCACCCAUCAAAGUCAACAUUAUCUAUGGGCUUAUGGUGAUUUCUAACAUCAUUAUGGAUGUGAUCCUGAUAGCCUCUUCCUAUAUGCUUAUCCUCCAAGCAGUUUUCCGCCUUCCCUCUCAGGAGGCCAGACUCAAGGCUCUCAAUACCUGUGGUUCACAUGUCUGUGUCAUGCUAUGCUUUUACACACCCGCAUUUUUUUCUUUCAUGACCCAUCGCUUUGGUCAGAACAUUCCCCGCUACAUCCAUAUUCUUUUGGCCAAUCUCUACGUGGUUGUUCCACCUGCUCUUAACCCAGUCAUCUAUGGAGUUAGGACCAAACAGAUUCGAGAGAGGGUUCUCAAGAUAUUUGUCCAGAAAGGAUAA
This is a messenger RNA of Erinaceus europaeus (western European hedgehog), 942 nucleotides long. Its product is annotated as olfactory receptor 52E4. The coding region runs from base 4 to 942 and encodes 312 amino acids. Lineage: Eukaryota; Metazoa; Chordata; Mammalia; Eulipotyphla; Erinaceidae. Gene Ontology annotation, cellular component: membrane. Gene Ontology annotation, biological process: G protein-coupled receptor signaling pathway. The record is from RefSeq and is a predicted model, not a curated record. The transcript has a single exon. Gene Ontology annotation, molecular function: G protein-coupled receptor activity; olfactory receptor activity.